AAUGAGCACUUUGACAGUUAUGAGUACACAUCGCAGCGUUUGUUGCUGUUAUUUCUAAAUUGUGAAUAAAUCAUUGAAAAUGAAUAAACAACCGGAGCAGGUAUUUAUUGUAAAUGCUGCCCCGACUCAACCCUCGAGUUCUCCACCGAAACUGUUGGGAGUGGAAGUGUCGGACACCUCACAGGUGAACCUUGAGAAUGUAGAGGACUUCUCGCACGUAUGUCGGAUAUGUGCCACCAUCACAGAGUUUGUCAUACCCAUAUUCUCCGGGGAGGGGCUGCAGAACAACCUAGCUGAUAAAAUUCAUAAGCACUUACCAAUAAAGGUAUGCGCGACGGACACCCUGCCGGUGGUGGUGUGCUACCAGUGCGCGAGCACGCUGCUGGCGUGGCACGAGCUGGUGCAGUGCUGCGUGCAGGCCGACGCGGCGCUGCGGGCGCGUCUCGACGCCAUACAACAGAAAUCGACAGCCCAGGUUAUAACCGACACCCCCAGUACAGAAGACGACGCACUAAGCAAGGCGGAGGCGCGGCGGCGCGAGUGCGCGUACUGCGGGCGCUGGGUGGCGGCGGCGCAGUACGAGCGGCACGCGGUGGCGGCGCACGCGGCGCUGCUGUUCCACUGCGCCGAGUGCGGGCGCUGCGUGCCGCGCAAGCACUUCAUGCCGCACAUGGCGCUGCACGCCGUGCGCUACGACAAGCACGACCCGCCCGGCCACCUCGCGCAGACCAUACCCGCCGCCCUGCACGACAUGCGCCUCUCCGACAUUACACUCACGCCCGAGAAUGACUUCUCAGAUCACAGCGACACGGAGUAUGGCUUCGGACCGCUCCCCGAAUCAGUGUUUGAUGCUAUAGAGGACUCGCAAGACAGUCAGCCCUUUGAAGACGAUGAUGAACACAAAAAACCUUUGCAAAACAAUAUCGAAAUUAGCAAUAUACGCGACACAACUUCCAGCAUUGGAACCAGUGUCCUCAACGGGUGUAUUAUGAGUACUGGCGUGUUAUCCGACAUGAGUACCGUGAAUUCUACCUCCCAGACAGAUGACAACAGUGAUACAGACGUCGAAAUAAGCUGCGCCGCAGUAAAGACUGAAGACGGCAAGAAGAGCCACAACAAGAAGUCUCGCAAGUGCCCCAUCUGCGGCAAGGAGUACACGGCGUCCUCCAGCUACUUCUACCACAUGAAGUACUUCCACAAGGGCAGCCGCGAGCACGGCUGCCAGGUGUGCGGCAAGCGCUUCGGCACCAGGUCCUGCCUCACGCAGCACAUGGCCGUGCACUCGGAGCAGUACGAGUACGAGUGUCAGCAGUGUCAUAAGCGGUUCAAAUCUAAAGCGAGCCUGUACAUCCACGGGCAGACGCACGGCGGCAAGAAGGCGUGGUCGUGCACUGAAUGCGGCGCCGCGUUCCGCUGGCGCGCGUCGCUGGCCCGGCACGCGGCGCGGCACGGCGCGGCGCGGCACGCGUGCGGGGCGUGCGGGCGCGCCUUCGCCGUGCGCGCCGACCUGCUGCGCCACGCGCGCACGCACGCCGCCGCACAGCUGCGCUGCUCCAAGUGCGCGCAGACAUUCGCGCAGCCGAGGUACUUGAAGGUGCACAUGGCGAAACAGCACUCCAUCAAUCUUGUCAAUGAAUCCCUCUAAAGACUGACUAGUAUUUUCAACCGAAUUCCCAAAAGGAGAUUCACAUUUCGGAUGUUUAUUGUUUUUUGUUUUUGUUAUUUUUGUAAUUACCUAAAUUAAGUUUAGAAAGUUGUAACAUGUAAGGACUUGAAAUUAUGUAUGAAUCGUUUUUUUUUGCUAUAUGUAUGUCUUGGUAACUUGUAGCAAUCCAAAGUGAUAGAUUUCUAUGAUAUAGCAG
Molecule: messenger RNA, 1862 nt
Organism: Helicoverpa armigera (cotton bollworm)
Lineage: Eukaryota; Metazoa; Arthropoda; Insecta; Lepidoptera; Noctuidae
Product: zinc finger protein 84
Exons: 5
Coding region: 80-1645 (521 amino acids)
Biological process (GO): regulation of DNA-templated transcription
Cellular component (GO): nucleus
Molecular function (GO): DNA-binding transcription factor activity, RNA polymerase II-specific; RNA polymerase II cis-regulatory region sequence-specific DNA binding; zinc ion binding
Source: RefSeq, a predicted model, not a curated record